Glycine soja is the source of this 614-nucleotide messenger RNA. Its product is annotated as NADP-dependent malic enzyme, chloroplastic-like. Gene Ontology annotation, molecular function: malate dehydrogenase (decarboxylating) (NADP+) activity; malate dehydrogenase (decarboxylating) (NAD+) activity; NAD binding. Bases 126 to 521 code for a protein of 131 amino acids. Gene Ontology annotation, cellular component: chloroplast. The record is from RefSeq and is a predicted model, not a curated record. NCBI's taxonomy places the organism in Eukaryota, Viridiplantae, Streptophyta, Magnoliopsida, Fabales, Fabaceae. Gene Ontology annotation, biological process: malate metabolic process; pyruvate metabolic process. The transcript has 6 exons.
GGCUCCUCCGUCAACAACGAAAUCGGCCCCAGUGGUGAAGCACUAUGCUCCACCCAACCAGAGGAACCGUUCUGCUAACAGGCGCAAAUCAUCUGAUGUGGAGACAAAUGAGUUCUUGACAAACAAUGGUGGUUGCUGGCAGGAUAAAGCAGCUAACAUCACUGCUUGCAAAUCACAAUGCUUUUGAGUUACUUGCUAAAUAUGGGACAACUCAUCUCAUUUUCAAUGACGAUAUACAUGGGACUGCAUCUGUUGUUGUAGCUGGAGUUGUAGCAGCCCUAAAACUCAUUGGUGGUACAUUGCCUGAGCACACAUUCCUCUUCCUUGGUGCUGGAGAAGUGCUGGAAUUUCUUCCUGAACUGCUUGACACUUUGAAGGACGAGGGGUACUCUUUGACCAAAUCUGAAGAGGCAGUGUUUCUUCCAUGCUUAGUAGAGAAGUUAGGACAUAACAUUGAGAAAGUACGAGAAAAAAAUGUAGGAGCUGACAAAACAAUUUGUUGCCAUAUACUCUACGUGUAAAUGUUUCCCUUAUAUAUUAGAGGGUUUGUGCUUAAAGAAUAACCAAACUCGAAUUGAAUGUGCUGAUUUUGUUGGAUUUAUUAUUGAUCAUCA